This is a messenger RNA of Prunus armeniaca (apricot), 225 nucleotides long. NCBI's taxonomy places the organism in Eukaryota, Viridiplantae, Streptophyta, Magnoliopsida, Rosales, Rosaceae. The record is from the annotation of a GenBank genome assembly.
AUGGUGGUUGUCAUGUCUACUCUGAUUGCUACUGUUGGGUUGCUGGUGGUUGUCAUGUCUACCCUGGUUGCUAUUGCUGAAGGUAGGCUGCUAACUAUCCUUCCUUUUUGGGUGCUGGGUACCUUGGUUAUCUGGGGCGGGAGUAGAACGCUGAGGUGGGGCUGGGGUAGAUACCGAAGCAGGUGGAGGAUCACCAGAGGUGCUGCGUUCCACGCUUGGAAUUGA